Rhopalosiphum maidis (corn leaf aphid) is the source of this 3776-nucleotide messenger RNA. It is a transcript of the gene p130CAS, whose product is annotated as breast cancer anti-estrogen resistance protein 1. Gene Ontology annotation, molecular function: protein binding. Lineage: Eukaryota; Metazoa; Arthropoda; Insecta; Hemiptera; Aphididae. Gene Ontology annotation, biological process: cell surface receptor protein tyrosine kinase signaling pathway; cell migration. Bases 408 to 2201 code for a protein of 597 amino acids. The transcript has 9 exons. The record is from RefSeq and is a predicted model, not a curated record. Gene Ontology annotation, cellular component: plasma membrane; cytoplasm.
CCCAACGACAACAAUAACAACUAACAAGUUACGACGACCGCCCGUCGUCCAUCUCCCAACUUCCAGAGUCCCGGACCAGACGUGGGGCACCAUGAACAUUGUACAACAUCGGCCGGCAAGUCGACUACUUUCCGCGUGACUCAUGCGUCGUCGUUACGGUAUGAGUCACGGACAGAUGACGAAAAAAAUGUCCAUUUGCACGAUUAUUUGCAACUCUGGCAAAGUCCUAGAUAAUUUGUCGUCAAAAACUAUAAACAAUCGUACAAAACAUAAUAUUAUGGACAACGUAUGGCAUAUAAUUAGACGUCGUUAUUUGUUAAGUCUGUCUGUUCAAUCGAACACGAAUAUUAUGAUGAAAACGACGCAUCUUCUAUGAAGGAUAUUGUUGUUACCUUUAAACUUUCAAAAUGCUACAGUUACAUCAAAACGGUUCGACAAAUAAUGGUUACACUAACUGUAUUGCUAGAGCCAUGUAUGAUAACAUUGCUGAAGCACCUGAUGAAUUAGCAUUUAGAAAAGAUGAUAUAUUAACAGUAUUAGAACAAAAUACAGCUGGUCUUGAGGGAUGGUGGUUAUGUUCAUUAAGAGGCCGUCAAGGGAUAUGUCCUGGAAAUCGCUUAAGACUAAUACCAGGUGUUUAUGAAGUCACUGAACCUCAAAUUAUAUCAAAUUGUAUCCAAGAUAAAAAUCAUUUCAUUCAUGAAAGCAAGCAUCAAAGUUGGCAUGGAAACCUGAAUACAGUGACAUCACAGCAGACAUUAGGUGAUCUCCUUACAUAUGAUACUCCUCAAAAAACUAUUGAUUCUAAUGGAUAUAAUAUUCCACCUACCAAUCAUACAUUAGACCGGCUAACAAACGAUUUUGCAAAACGACCACUCAGUAUUGGUAGCAGUAGUGGAUGCUGCAGUGAUAGCUAUGACCCUCUUCCAAACCAACAUCCUCUUGUUUUAAAAGAAAGCUAUGAUGUACCAAGACCACUGAAUAUACAAGUAACUCCUAGUAGUUCAAUCAGCUCAUUAUCAACUGGUGGAAUUUGUAGUAGUACAAGUGGAAGUGAAUCUAAUCGGUCUAGUAGUAUUGGACUAGAUUAUGAUGUUCCUAGAAACCGAACAUUAGUUUCUUUACCAUCUGAGUUACAGAAUUUAACUAUUAGUAGCCAGGAUUACGAUGUUCCAUCAAAUAAUUUACAACCCAAAGAAUUAUCCAUAGAUUUAAACUGUGCAUUGGAUUGCUUAGAUAAAUUAACAUCAGAAGUGUCUUCUAAUACCACUCAGCUAUUAAAUUAUGCUGGACCCAAUUGGAGAAAUCAAAAAAACUUGGAAGCUAAUCUGGUCGAUAUAAAAAUUAUAUCUUUACGACUUAAAAAUAGUUUACGCCAAUUUAUUGAAUUUUCAGAAGGAUGUCUAGGAAAUGCAAUUAAUGCUUGUGAUAAAGGGAUUUCAACUAAGCUUCAUCCAUUAGUAUUUGAUUUAAUUAAAACUGAUAAAAUGAUAUGUUAUUCCACAAAUGCUUUGGAUUGUCUUGAUUGGAAACCACGAGUAUUAUACAGAGAUUUAAACAAUGAAUGUGAAUAUUCUGAAGAUGCUCUGGAUAAGCUAAUUUCAUGUGCCAAAUUAUUAACUGAUGACAUUCGUCAGGUCACAUCAUUUAUUAAGGGUAAUUCAACUUUGUUGUUUAAAAAAAAAAUAAUUUCUGAUAAUGAUGAAGAAGAUGACGAUUAUGAAUACAUAUGUGAUGAGAAUGGCAAAAAGCCUAAUAUAAGUAGUGCUUCCAUUAAAAAUGACAAUUCUUCUUCUGAAAUUUCUACUAAAGAUAAAAAUAUAUAUAAUUAUUACAGUCAUCAAAUUGACAGUCAAACUGAUUUGUUAACUAGUCACAUUAACAAUUUUUUACAAAUUGUUAAAGAAAAUCGCCCACCGCCAGUAUUUAUUAUGAAAGUAAAGUAUAUAAUAUUAAUUGCACAUCAAUUAGUUGUUGUUGGUGAUACAAUAUGUCGAAAUGUUCAAGAAUCAACUGUAAAGAAUCAUGUGGAACAGUGUACAAAAGCUUUGUCUGCAGGUAUUUCGGCAGUAGUUCAAAAAUCUAAAGUAGCCACACAGUUAUUUCCCAGUGUAACUGCUGUUCAAGAAAUGGUAGAUUGCGUUGUAGAAAUCUCACAUGUAGUGAAUGAUCUGAAAGUAUCUGUCUUAAAAACAAAAUGAAUCGUUUGUAUGUUCGAAUUCUGUUUGAUCCCUAACUCAGUGUUUUGUACUGAAAUUUAUAGAAAAUCGUCAACUAUUAUACUUCAUUUUAACUAACAAUGAAAAUGGUAUGAGUAUUAGGUGACUGUAAUAUUAAUAAAUUAAAUGUUAUGUGAAGUUCUUAAUUUCUACUAAAUAAUUUCUUUUUAAUUAAUUAAUAAUCCAUUAAAAAAAAAAAAUAAAAUAAAAUAACAAUUAUUUGCAAUAAAAGAAUCACUCAAUUUGGAGUUUAUGAACUAUUAAUAUCUGUGUAAAAUAGUAUGCAAUGAUAAUAUGAACACAAUAUAUUUUAGAUUUUAGAUAUCUUAUAAUAACUAUGCAUCAUUUCUGAUCAAAACAAUUUCUACAGUUGUACUAAUUACUUGAAUAGUUAUUAGUUAAUCACUCCAAAGAACAAUCAUGACAGAUAUAAUUGGAUAAAGGUAACCUAUACUUUUUUUCAACUGAUAGAUGUUUUACAUAAAAAAAAUCCUCGUUGAUCCCUUCUCCUGCAUAUAAUAUUGUAUCAAAUUCCUUAACAUUUAUUAAGAACAGCUUACUUAUAUACUUGAUAAACAAUUUACUUUUAUAUAUCAAGCAAUAUUAAAAAUAGUUAAAAUUGAUUGGAAUUAAGAUAUUGUUUUUUUAGUAAGAAUAGUUGUUAAAAUAUAACAUGAUGUAGUGGCUGCAGUCACUAAAUGGUGCUUAAAGUUCUUAGCAAAGAAGCCAUGCCUCAUUUACGGAAACUCAUGUUCCAAAAACCUAGGGUACCAUACCCUAUAAUAAAUUUAAAAUAAAAUUAUAAAUGUUAUGCAUAACCUAUACUUAACAUAGACAGUAUUUUUUUUUUUAAUUCAAUGGCAGAUAUUCUGAAUAUUGAAAUUACUUAAAUUAUAAAUUGACAAUAAUUCAUAGAAAUAAAACUUUUUAACAUAUAGUAUACUUUUUAUUUUUAAAUUAUUUGUCUAUAAGUUUAUGUUUAAAUUAAAGAAAAGUUAUGUUAAUUAAUAUGGCCAUUUUAAACAGUCUGCUCAAAUAAUUUUUGAUGUUGAAAUACAAAAAUAAAUUUUAAUAAAAAGUAAUUAAAUGUAUGUCCACUGCCUGUUGUAUUGUGUUGCUAGGUAAUUUAAUCUGUGAAUGUUGUUACUGACAAAUAAUUGUAUGCAAUGCAACAUAAUAAAACAAUUAUAGUCUAAUCCACGAGUAUGGCACAUGGAUGAGUUUUUACUAGCUUACUAACGCCAGCAAAUAAUCCAAAAUUUAAUUGUUCAUAUUAUCUUAUUAAAUAUUCUUUAAAAGUAAAAUUUGCAUAUUAUAGUAUUUUCAGUUUAUUCAUAAUUAAACAUAACUACAAUAAAUUGUUUUAAGUAUGGAGAAAAUAUAUUACAUUCAAUUCAAAUGUCUAUUUCACUACUCUAAACAAUUUACCGUAGUUAUUGUUAAAAAUUUGACUUAUUUACUAAUAGGUAUUAAGUAUAUUUAAUUUCUAUAAAACUAAAAAUUGUAAAUAUAAUUUUAUAGUUUGGUCCUCGUGGUUUUUAUAUUUGUAGAUUUUUG